AGCCGCCGGCCUGCAUGUGAAAUGUAUCCACGUAGGAAGUGCCAAAUUUCACCUCUUUCAAAGUUGAAACAAUCACGCCAAAAACACUUCCAUUUCACUCGAAUCUCCCAAACAAGAAACUUCCUUUUCUAUUUAUCUAUUCAACCCAACUAAUUUCGGAAAGUGAAAUUGCCUAAUUCUCCACAAUUCUCUCUUUCUACUCGCACAAUUUUCAGAUAGAGAGAGAGAGAGAGAAGCAAAAGAGUCGUAGCUGUCAUGCUUGUGCGUUGUGGCGAAGAUCGUCAUCUACCACGCUCAAUUAUAUCCCCCCCUUUGUCCCUUCUAAACCCCUCUACACUCAUGAUCAAUCCCCUCUCUUCCACCCAUAAUUUUAUUACUUUAUUCGCUAAUUCUGUUUGGUCGCCUACAAUCGGUGAAGAGGGUUUAAUUUAGGAUAAAUUAGCUUUGGAUUCCUGUUUUAAUCGGUGAAGUUGCGGCGGAAUUUCCAAGCUUUCGCUUUACUCCUCAAUUGGAAAUGAUAAAGGUGGAAGAUUGAAGGGAAAGGAAAGCUAAGAUUCCAAGCAUUGUGAAAUGGCGACUCCGGUUGAGCCCCCAAAUGGAUUUAGGCCGAUGGGGAAGCAUUACUUCACAAUGUGGCAUACGUUGUUCGAAAUCGACACGAAAUACGUUCCCAUCAAGGGCAUAGGGAGAGGGGCGUAUGGGGUGGUUUGUUCCUCGAUAAACAGGGAGACGAACGAGAGGGUGGCGAUCAAGAAGAUCAACAAUGUGUUUGGGAAUCGCGUGGACGCGCUGAGGACUCUGCGGGAGCUGAUGCUGCUGCGCUGCAUCAAGCACGAGAACGUGAUCGCCCUCAAGGAUGUGAUGAUGCCCAGCAACUGGAGGGGUUUUAAGGAUGUUUAUCUGGUUUACGAGCUGAUGGACUCUGAUCUUCAUCAGAUCAUUAAGUCGCCUCAGCCUUUGUCGAAUGACCAUUGCAAGUACUUCGUGUUUCAGCUGCUUCGAGGGUUAAAAUAUCUACAUUCUGCGAACAUUCUUCACCGGGACCUGAAACCAGGGAACCUCCUCGUCAACGCAGACUGCCAGCUCAAAAUAUGUGAUUUUGGACUUGCACGUACAAGCAGAGACAACGGACAAUUCAUGACUGAAUAUGUUGUCACGAGAUGGUACCGUGCACCAGAGCUGCUCCUUUCCUGUGACAAUUACGGAACCUCCAUUGAUAUCUGGUCCGUGGGAUGCAUCUUGGCAGAAAUUCUUGGCCGGAAACCAAUCUUUCCGGGAACUGACAGCCUCAGUCAACUCAGGCUUAUCAUCAGUGUUCUUGGCAGCCAACCUGAAGCUGAUCUCGAGUUUAUAGACAAUGCAAAGGCAAGGGCGUAUGUGCAGUCCCUCAACUUUCCCGGAAGAGUGAACUUCUCUUCUUUAUAUCCGCACGCAGACACUUUGGCCAUAGAUUUAUUGGAGAGGAUGCUUGUAUUUGAUCCUACCAAAAGAAUUAGUGUUGCUGAGGCUCUCUCCCACCCUUACAUUGCAGGUUUGUACGAUCCGAGCUGCAACCCUCCUGCCCAGUACAAGAUCAAUGUCGAUAUAGAUGAGACCAUCGGUGAACCAGUUAUAAGGGAGAUGAUGUUGAGAGAGAUGCUCUAUUACCACCCUGAAGCUGCCUAUGCCAGUGCAAUGAAUUGAGGUUUCGGGAAAUAUUCUUCGUGCAGAAGAAGGUGAUCUAGCAAACGAAGAAACGACGAAGGACAGCAAAAGAGGAACCAAACUCUGCUCUGCUGCUGUUGUUGUCUUUGAAGGCUGUGGUGAAGAUCCAUGGAGUCGUUUGAAGAUAUUUUCAUGAGACAAAUAAGUUCAUAAUGUGUAAUUUGUUGUGGAAUAUAUUAAUUUUUUGGUUUGAGAAUGUAUGUCAAGUAAUUGCUAUAGCAUAUUUCUUAUAGCUGCUGCUUGAGAAUUAUAAACUCUAUACUACGGCGGUGUAUGGUUUUAGAAGCUUGAUGUUUGGAAUAAUAGAAUACCACUAUUUUUGUUCAA
This is a messenger RNA of Salvia splendens (bonfire salvia), 2031 nucleotides long. Its product is annotated as mitogen-activated protein kinase 7. Bases 571 to 1683 code for a protein of 370 amino acids. Gene Ontology annotation, biological process: protein phosphorylation. The record is from RefSeq and is a predicted model, not a curated record. The transcript has 3 exons. Lineage: Eukaryota; Viridiplantae; Streptophyta; Magnoliopsida; Lamiales; Lamiaceae. Gene Ontology annotation, molecular function: ATP binding; MAP kinase activity.